AUGAGUUUGCAGGUGCACCGCCUACGGGGUUGCUCGGACGCAAGCUGGGGCGCGGGCUGGCAGGGCCGGGUCUCGGGGCAGGGCGCCCCUCGCCUCCUGCCUCCGCCUCUCCGUUCCGCACUGGUCCGGGUGAAGCCAGGGGGGGCGGGGGGAGCCGCGCUGACGUCACUGCGGGCCGUGCCCGCCCGAGAAGGCGGCGCUGAGCCGCUCAGAGCCCGGAGAAGCGGCGCGCCGCCGGGAGCCCCCGCGCCACCGCCGCCGCGCCGGCCUCUAGCAGCUCUCGGCCACGCCACCGUGCGGGCAGCGGCUCCUGGGAAGGCGGCCGGAGCUGGGCCGGAGCCUGGGGACUCGCCUGAUCCUGGGCGACCGAACCACCGUCACCGCAACCGCCCCACCCCCGCCGUCGCCUCGUGGGGUCCCGGCCCCCUCCCGGUUGCUGCUCCACGGCAGGUCCUCCAGCUUCCUGCACUCCCUACCUGGGCUCUGCGUCUCCUUGGCUGGCACCUAUUCGCUCUCCCCCAGCAACGAAGGAGGGCGUGCCACCGCCACGGGAGAGGUGAGUGGCCACUGCCAAGGAAGGAGGACGCGGGGUGUCUCCAAAACGGGUCGGGCGACCAGGAGCGUUGGAAGAUCCCAGGAUCCCGUUGGACACGCUCCAGGGUCAGAAGAAGAGAAGAGACAGCUUGGUGGUGACUAAGAAGAUGGGAAGGAGGAGAAAAUGAAAUGUUGCCUGAAGACAAUGGCCGAGACAGCCUGUCCCACCCUGCACAGCCGCCAGGGCUUCCUUCCCCAGCCUGGUCUCCUCUGCCUUCCCUCUGCUGAACCUGAGGGUUCAAGGUGGCCUGGUAAAGAAACAAGGUCACUAGAAGACCAGCCCACUCACCUGGAAGUCAGAGGCUCCUCACCCUCCAGCCCACCAUCCUGUUUAGUGCACUGGGCAAGCCUCUUUCCUCUCCUGGCCUGGAAAAGGAACACUGGAUAUGGCUGAGUCUGCAGCCACUCAGCCUCUACAUUUUACACUGGGAAUUCUUACUUUUUCUGCUUUGCUACCUGCAAGUCACCCUACCUCCUGCUCCCUGAAUUUCAGGCAACUCAGCCUUUUCUCCUUCAAGCUGCCCUGGGACACAGGUAGAUUCCUCUACUAAAGCCUACAGAGAAACAAA
Molecule: messenger RNA, 1163 nt
Organism: Peromyscus leucopus (white-footed mouse)
Lineage: Eukaryota; Metazoa; Chordata; Mammalia; Rodentia; Cricetidae
Exons: 6
Coding region: 1-693 (230 amino acids)
Source: RefSeq, a predicted model, not a curated record